Messenger RNA from Trichomonas vaginalis G3, 225 nucleotides. Its product is annotated as phage tail repeat-like family. The coding region runs from base 1 to 225 and encodes 74 amino acids. The record is from RefSeq and is a predicted model, not a curated record. NCBI's taxonomy places the organism in Eukaryota, Parabasalia, Trichomonadida, Trichomonadidae. The transcript has a single exon.
AUGGCAUAUGAUAUUUAUGAAGAUGUUGACGACACAACUGUUCCUGCAAGUGAAGUAAAGUCAGAGAAACCGAAAAGUGACGAAAAACCGAUAGAAGAAGAAAAACCAAAAACUGAAGAUAAACCAAAACCAAAGUUUAGUUUCCAAACUAAACCAAGUCAACCUUCAUUAGCUGGUAUGGGUUGGCGUCAAAGACUUAUGGCAGCAGGCGGUUAUGUAAAGUAA